This is a messenger RNA of Gryllus bimaculatus (two-spotted cricket), 2872 nucleotides long. The record is from the annotation of a GenBank genome assembly. NCBI's taxonomy places the organism in Eukaryota, Metazoa, Arthropoda, Insecta, Orthoptera, Gryllidae.
CCGAGACAUUCCCAUUUCUUGUUCUAAGGGAAAAAUUAAAAGCUGAUGUAAAUGCUACUUUCCUCUUUGACUUAAUCUGGAAACAACAAUGCAAACCAUAGUAUUAAAGUUUAAAACAAUGAUAUCACUACAAUUCUACAAUAUUUCAGCUUAUGAAGUUUCAGUGACACAACAUAAAUGAAAUUUUAAUUUUUAAUUCUACAAGUCCAAUUGGAGGGGUGGGAGGUGUAGAUAAUAAGCGUAAGCUUGAAACAAGUAGAUAAGGAUAUCACAGUAGUUUCCUCUUGCAGAGCUUCAGACACAUCCUCUAGUGGAAGGAAGAACCAUGUUUCUGGUACUGGUAUUAUUUUGUAAAUUAUUCCUACAUUCUGUUAAUGGAAAUAGUACUGAAGUAAAUAUUCAAGGCUGUAAACGAGCAAUUACAACGGGAUAUGGCUACAAAGUUGUGUAUCAUAUUCAAGAAGCUGGAGAACACAGUGACAACCAUCUAUUAUUUGAAUUCUAUGUGAAAGCACCAAGUGAUGCACAUAUUUUGCUAUCAUCUACAGAAAAUGCAGAAACUCCCACACAACAAGAUGAAAGUUAUGAAAUUGUACUUGGAGGAGGAAAAAAUUCAUUUUCAGCUAUUCGCAGCAAAAAGCGUGGAGGCAAAUCAACUGCAGCUCAAACUGGAACCCCUAAUGUUUUAUCACCAGAGGAAUUCCGAGGCUUCUGGAUUAAACUAACCCCUCCUGGACGUUUAGAAGUAGGAAAAUUUGGAAAUGAAGCACCUUUUAUGUUUUGGGAUGAUCCAUAUCCUAUUCGAAUUCGAUUCUUCGCAUUCUGUAACUGGGCAAAUUAUGUUGGCGAGUGGGCUUACGGUUGCCCAAAUGAAACUCAAGCUGACGAAGUGGCAGCAAAUUUAACAACAUUAGAAAAACUCAGAAGUCACCUUCUUACCCAUUAUGAUCCAUUCAGUAGGCCAGUAAUUCAAAUUAAUGACUUCACAACAGUUUAUUUGCAAUUACUGAACAAGGCAGUAAAACUCGAUGAGAAGCAGUCAAAAAUGACAGUAACAGCAGAAGCAAAAUUGCAAUGGCAAGACCAAAAGAUUCAAUGGGAUCCAAAUGAAUACGGAAACAUCACGAAACUAACAAUGGUCUAUCAUGACAUUUGGCAACCAGAAUUAUUUCUUUAUAAUGCUGUAGGGUCAGGAGCAACAUUUCUGGUAGAUGACGUCAUGACUGUAUCACCAGUUGGAUCGGUCAGGUGGAAAUCUCACUUUCAAGUUGAAGUGCACUGUAAUAUGGAUUUAAGUAAAUGGCCUUAUGAUACACAAGUCUGUGAAUUGCAGCUAGGGUUCUGGGCAGACCAGAAAUAUUUGAAACUUUUGUUUGGAAACGAGCCUGAGAAAGAAGCUCAACAAACAAAUUCAGAGUGGGAAAUAAUUAAUUUGCACUAUGAAAAUAUUCACAUUAGAACUCCCUGGAGUAACGCUUCAGAUAUACCACGGGAAGCAUUCAUGGCAAUUCGUUACACCCUUAAACGUAACACAUACAUGUACAGAGCUGUUUUUGGAGCUCCAUUAUUAGCAAUCAGUCUUAUGACUUUAUUACCAUUUUGGAUUUCACCAUUACAUCCCCAUAAGUUGCAUAUUUCAUGUUUGAGUUUGAUUGUAAUGUCGAUAUUUGUGAUAACUUUGGCUCGAACAUUGCCUGCUCCAGCUGAUCAUGUUCCAGGUCUAGUUCAAACAUACAGUCAAGGAAUGGUUGCAAUUACAUUUUCUAUUCUUGUAUCAGUUGCAAUCAUUACAAUGGCACGUUCCAAUCACGAGCACCCUGUUCCACAAAUAAUACAAACUGUAUUAAGUAGCAAGUAUGUGCAGUUUCUGCUCUACCUAACAGCAAUGCCUAAUAAGAAUGCUUCAGAUUAUGGAAACCUACUGGAAGCUGACAAUACCAAUAUUUCCCAAAAUGAUGAUACAAAUUCCGUUCACGAUGUAAAUAACAUUCAAGAGCAAUGGAUAUCAUUAGCACAACUUGCAGACAGAUUGUCAUUUAUUAUUUAUACAAUUUAUCUUAGCACAGUGUUCUUAACACAGGUAUAGAAUGCAUUUAGUUGAAAAAACACAGGUCAAACGUAGUUCUUUAUUAAAUUAAACAUUUAUUAUCUUUAUUGUCCAGCUGUCAAAACGAGGUCAAAACGUCCGAGUCAAAACGAGGAUGUUUUGUUGCAAACAUGUACCGUCACAUCUAAAUAAAACUGACACGAUCAGAAUUUUUUCUUUUUUGUAUUUUUUGUGCUACGCAUUGGUGAUUCAAAAACUGCGAAGUAUAUUUAAUGACUUAAUAUGUAGGGAAAACGGACGCGGGAAGCCAAACAUAAUUCCUAAUGUCACUUACGAUUAGAACCUGAAGAAUUCGGGCCUGAAGACCUGCACCACGUAAGUGAAAUGUCAGUUAAGGGUCCUUGACACUGGUUUCUUGAAAUCAAAGAGUUCCAGAGAAACCCCAGUCCAAAAGCCUGAUCGAUCUAGAAGAAUUUAUUAGGAAAACUGUCACUUAAUGCUUUUAGUGUAAAUUAGAAUUCUAACCAAUUCUAAGUAUUCAGAACACGACGCGAAUGCACCAGACAGCACCUGGACAGCACAUUGUUCCGGAUAAUUUGUGUGCUCUGGCGGGAGGCUGAAGAAACUGGUUGAUAAACAAACGAAUCGCGUGGUCCCAAUGGGAUGAGGGAAUUUUAAUUGUACGAAGCGGCCAUUGCAAAUGUCCAGCAUGAAAUAAAAUGUGAUGCCAGUAACUAUGAUUUUGACGAUUACGGUGACGUCCACUCGAGAUAAGCAUAAGAUUGUAUUGUAAGUUCACUGAAUAUUGCAUUAGAUCUUUUUCUG